AUGGAUGAAGCCUGGGGUGCACUCACAGACCAGCCGGCUGUGAUGCAGACAAGUGCUGUAACUGUGAGCCCUCACGGUGCUGCCAUCAACCACCCGGCUUCCCGUUCCAUCCUGGUGCCGUCCAGCUGGGGAAAGGAGAGCGGCCCUCUUCUCCAGCCCGACCUACUUCCAACACCACAGAUGCAGAGCUGCUGUCUGAACGGCAUGUGCGCCACACUUCUCUCUUCUAAGGAAUGA
Messenger RNA from Rangifer tarandus platyrhynchus (Svalbard reindeer), 237 nucleotides. NCBI's taxonomy places the organism in Eukaryota, Metazoa, Chordata, Mammalia, Artiodactyla, Cervidae. The record is from the annotation of a GenBank genome assembly.